Messenger RNA from Vigna umbellata (rice bean), 2007 nucleotides. RefSeq names its product metal transporter Nramp1. Gene Ontology annotation, biological process: iron ion transmembrane transport; manganese ion transport. The record is from RefSeq and is a predicted model, not a curated record. Gene Ontology annotation, molecular function: cadmium ion transmembrane transporter activity; manganese ion transmembrane transporter activity. Lineage: Eukaryota; Viridiplantae; Streptophyta; Magnoliopsida; Fabales; Fabaceae. Gene Ontology annotation, cellular component: plasma membrane.
UGGUACUAUAAAGAUAGAAGGGACAUCCAUAGUCAAAGUUGGAGUUUGCUCGUUUCUAAGCCGAACAAAGACAGUACGGAGUGGUGUAUCGUAUUGGGCUGCGCUCUGUUAAUUUUUCCACCUCAUUCAAACGAUAAAAAAAGAAGAAAACAGAUAACACAUGGCUAUCACAGGUUCUGGUUCCGGGCAGCCACAAUUCAUUUCGAGCACUGGCAACCGAAGCUUUUCCAAUGCGCCACUCAUUGAGAACUCAGAUACUAAUCAAAUUGUUGUGCCUGAUAGGAGAAGCUGGAAAAAUUUAUUUGCCUACAUGGGGCCUGGAUUUCUUGUAUCCAUUGCAUACAUAGACCCAGGGAACUUUGAGACAGAUCUUCAGGCUGGGGCACAAUAUAAAUAUGAGUUACUUUGGAUCAUAUUGGUGGCAUCAUGUGCUGCUCUUGUAAUUCAAUCAAUGGCAGCAAAUCUUGGGGUGGUCACUGGAAAACACUUAGCAGAGCAUUGUAGAACUGAAUAUCCCCGGGUGCCCAACUUCAUCCUUUGGAUUAUUGCUGAAAUUGCUAUAGUGGCCUGUGACAUUCCUGAAGUAAUUGGGACAGCCUUUGCAUUGAACAUGCUCUUCAACAUACCCGUUUGGAUUGGUGUUCUUCUGACAGGACUCAGCACAUUGAUCCUCUUGGCAUUACAGCAAUAUGGGGUUAGGAAACUCGAAUUCUUGAUUGCAUUUCUUGUAUUUACAAUUGCUGCAUGUUUUAUGGCUGAGCUUGGAUAUGCAAAGCCUGAUGCUAAAGAAGUUACAAAGGGUCUUUUUGUGCCAGAACUAAAAGGAAAUGGUGCAACUGGUCUCGCAAUUUCCCUCCUUGGAGCUAUGGUUAUGCCGCACAAUCUCUUCCUGCACUCAGCACUGGUGCUGUCUAGGAAAAUUCCACGAUCAGUUCGGGGAAUCAAGGAGGCUUGUAGCUUUUACAUGAUAGAAAGUGCCUUCGCUCUCUCGGUGGCCUUCCUCAUAAAUGUUUGUGUUAUUUCUGUAAGUGGUGCUGUUUGCAAUUCUUCGAAUUUGAAUGCAGAAGAUCAGAUGAGCUGUCAGAAUUUGGAUCUGAACGAAGCCUCCUUCCUACUUAGAAAUGUCUUGGGGAAAUGGAGUUCAAAACUGUUUGGAAUUGCUUUGCUUGCAUCGGGUCAAAGUUCUACUAUAACAGGAACAUAUGCAGGGCAGUAUGUUAUGCAGGGAUUUCUUGAUUUACGACUGGAGCCAUGGAUUCGGAAUAUGUUAACUCGUUGCUUAGCCAUAGUUCCUAGUUUGAUUGUUGCAGUCAUUGGUGGAUCAGCCGGGGCUGGGAAGCUCAUAAUAAUUGCAUCCAUGAUCUUAUCAUUUGAACUUCCUUUUGCUUUGGUUCCACUCCUCAAGUUUGCAAGCUGCAAAACUAAGAUGGGGGCACAUGUCAACUCUACCAUGAUUUCAGCUGUCACAUGGGUAAUCGGUACCCUCAUUAUGGCCAUUAACAUAUACUACCUGAUAACUGGCUUCAUCAAGCUGCUUCUUCAUAGCCACAUAGAAAUUGUGGCUAAGGUGUUUCUUGGAAUGAUUGGAUUUUCAGGCAUGGCAAUAUAUUUGGCAGGUAUAGCCUAUCUAGUACUCCGCAAAAAUACAGAGGCUACACACCUUUUGGCUCUAACAGCAUCAGAAAAUCAACAAAUGACAAAUGAACAAGGCAAUGGACCAAUCUAUUCUCUUCCAAGAGAAGACAUAGUAAGCAUGCAAUUGCCUCAAAGAAGUACUCCUGCUGAUGUUGACUGAGAAAUAUGUCUCAGAAGAUUAGAAUAGCAAUAUAGACUUAGAUAAACAAACUAAUAAAUAUCAUUCUGUUAAUCUCUAGAAUCGGUAAUAAUAUUGGACUAGUAUCAUACUUACUUAAGGUUUCACUUGACUAGAAUUGCUAAGCCUUUUUCUUUUCAUGUCAUACCUAUUUCUUGAGGUUAGAAACUUGUGUGGAAGGAGGUGCUUCUGUU